CUCGCUCGCUCGCCCGGCUACGAAGGGAUUACUGAUGUUGUAUUGCAGGGCUAUCUACGUGACUACGAGCGAGGGGGACUACGCGACUACUACCCUACCCGGUGCCCCACAACAAAUUCCCUACCCAACCCCCGCCACGUCGAAGGCGACCCGCCGACGUCGAACCCCACCCCUCGCGCGGACCCCGCCCCACCCUCCUGGACUUCAAGUCCCACCCUCCUGGACUUCUAGCCCCACCCUCGCACGGACCCCACCCUACCCGCCGCCGACUCCGAAUACGGACGCACAGAAGGUAAGCCCCCUCCCUACCUCGACUGUCUCGACGGAAUUACUGACCCCUUCGACCAGAUGCCUGACCCCCUUCGACUAGAUGUCUGACCCCCUUCGACCAGACGACUGACGCCCUUCAAUUAGACGACUGACCCCCUUCGACCGACGUCUGACGCCCUUCGACCAGACGACUGACCCCCACCCCGCUUAGUAAUCUCUGCCGCGCGCGUCGUCGUGCUAGAAGGGGAGGGGAGAGGGUAGGUGGGAAGGGGGGGUGGGGGAGAAGCGAGAUAGGGGAGGGGUGAGA
Messenger RNA from Schizophyllum commune H4-8, 577 nucleotides. RefSeq lists its product as uncharacterized. The transcript has a single exon. Bases 35 to 370 code for a protein of 111 amino acids. The record is from RefSeq and is a predicted model, not a curated record. Lineage: Eukaryota; Fungi; Basidiomycota; Agaricomycetes; Agaricales; Schizophyllaceae.